Molecule: messenger RNA, 645 nt
Organism: Solanum verrucosum
Lineage: Eukaryota; Viridiplantae; Streptophyta; Magnoliopsida; Solanales; Solanaceae
Exons: 1
Coding region: 1-645 (214 amino acids)
Biological process (GO): DNA integration
Molecular function (GO): nucleic acid binding
Source: RefSeq, a predicted model, not a curated record
AUGUGUCAUCAGUGUCAAGUGCAUGGAGAUUUUAUACGGGUCCCACUGAAUGAGCUCAAUGUGAUGGGUUCCCCUUGGUCAUUUGCCGCUUGGGGCAUGGAUGUUAUCGGACCCAUAGAGCCUCCCGCAUUAAAUGGACAUCGUUUCAUUCUGGUAGCUGUCGAUUAUUUCACAAAAUGGGUCGAAGCUUCGACAUACAAGGAAGUGACUAAGAAGGUAGUGGCAGACUUUGUUCACAACAACAUAGUUUGUCGGUUUGAAAUUCCAGAAUCAAUCAUAACCGAUAAUACAGCCAACCUCAACAACAAUCUUAUGAAGGAAACUUGUGAAAGGUUCAAGAUUACUCACCGAAAUUCUACAGUUUACCGGCCACAGAUGAAUGGAGCAGUUGAGGCUGCAAAUAAGAAUAUCAAGAAGAUUUUAAGAAAAAUAGUGGACAGUCACAGGAAAUGGCAUGAGAAGUUACCAUAUGCUUUACUCGGUUAUCGCACCACAAUUAGAACAUCAACUGGGGUAACUCCUUAUAUGUUGGUUUAUGCUUUGGAAGCAGUAAUACCUGUCGAGGUAGAAAUACCAUCUUUAAGGAUUAUCCAAGAGGUUGGUCUAGAUGAUGCAAAAUGGAUACUAGCAGGCAUGAACAAUUGA